This is a messenger RNA of Cladophialophora immunda, 2079 nucleotides long. RefSeq lists its product as uncharacterized. Gene Ontology annotation, cellular component: nucleus. Bases 1 to 2079 code for a protein of 692 amino acids. The transcript is spliced from 6 exons. Gene Ontology annotation, molecular function: transcription cis-regulatory region binding; DNA-binding transcription factor activity, RNA polymerase II-specific. The record is from RefSeq and is a predicted model, not a curated record. Gene Ontology annotation, biological process: regulation of DNA-templated transcription. NCBI's taxonomy places the organism in Eukaryota, Fungi, Ascomycota, Eurotiomycetes, Chaetothyriales, Herpotrichiellaceae.
AUGAUCGCUCAUGCAAUACGUCCACCAGACCAACCACAACCAAGCACGAAUAGCGAUGGCAGGACAUCCUCGUCGAUCACCGGCCCCAGAUACUGCCCCGGGCCCGCUUCGCACGCGACCUCCAAAAACAUUCAAGGCAUGCCGGACAUGUCGGCGACAGAAGAUGCGUUGCGAGGGAUUGAGGAACUGGAAGCCGAAAUCCUGAGACUGCGGAGGCAGAAUGCGUCCACUUCAGCAACCCAUGAUGUUCCGACGGAGUCACUUUCCAGUGAACAAGUACGAACGCCUACGGCCAGCCAUGCCGCUAUCGACGCGCCCGAAAAUGGCAACACCGGCAUGGGGAAGCCUCAAAAUCCCUAUGCACUGGCUCCGCACGAUCUGGAUGCCCCCGUGACUGCCAUCCAUGCCAUGACUCCGGAAGCCCCUCGGCGUGUCGGCGGCCUGGACUGGGACGCGGGGCAAGCAACCCUGCUGCCGUCUAUUACACAGCCUCACGAUUUGGUCUCCGAAGGAGUGGUUGAUGAAUCGGUGGCCCGGGAAUUGUUCAACAGCUUCAUGACCGGCAGCAACACCUUCCUGCCCAUGCUGGAUCCCGUCCUGGACACCUUUGACUCCCUGCGUGUCCGCUCACCGUUCUGCUUUGCCGUUGUCCUGGCGACAGCAGCUCGUGUCAAGGAAGCAUCUAACCCCACGGACCCUGUGAGACAGGCGACCCAGAACGAGGCUCGCGUCCUGGCUGCCGAAACUCUGUUCAUUGGUGUGCCAGUCCUCGAGGAUGUCCAGGCGAUGACUCUCAUCGCGGCCUUUUCAGAGAGAACAUGGUUUGCAAUUGGACAUGCAAUCCAAAUGGCUCAGGUUUUGGAGCUCCAAAAUGCUCUGCCGCAGCUCUUGCAUAGUACCCGCUCUCGUUCCACCGACUCGCAGAAGACGGAGAGACUGCUUGCACGACAGGCAAGAAUAUGGCUAAUGGUGUCGUUCAUUGAAUGGGAAAUUGCUGCUGGCACGGCUCGUCGUCCGCGUCUCGAAGCCAUUGAUGUUGAGACGCUGAGAGCAUUUGCGACACAUCCAACUGCAAAUGCAUCGGAAUCCCGAGUCGUCUCGCUUUUAGAGCUGGUUAUCUUGAGAGCACAAAUGCAGAAAGACAUCGAGGAUUCCGAGAAAUCAUUACCCGCGGUCAUGGCCAAGAUCCGUUCGAUAUGUAAUCGAUUCGAUUCCUGGUGUUCCUUCUGGGACGGCACCUUUGCAGAUGCUGGGUAUCCCCAACCUUCUUUCCAGCGCACCAGCUUGUACAUGUCCAGGGAAUACGCAAAAACGUUUACAUGCUGUGCUGCUCUGCGCCAGAUCCAACCCCCUUCGUCUCCGCAGACCUCUGCGGCUUUUGGCGCGGCUAAUCUGGACUCUGUUGCCUCAGAGCUACUAUCCUACGUGAUGAGUGUCAUGUUCAAUCAACUAACCUUUCUUGUACAAAACUCGGCCUACAAGUGGCACCUGAAAUGGGCGCCUACGUAUACUGCCUUGACCAUCGCUUUCACGUGCGUCCUUGCACUCAAGAUGUCGAAGCUCAGGCCCGAACUCAUUGAUCAGUCCCGCCUGGAGCCCUUGGCCAAAGAGGUCGCAAAGUUGUUGCAGACACAUCCUCACCAAAACUUUCACCAUGUGAUCCGUCUGUUGAUGGCCGUUCCGCAGACUAUACAUGCCGUGCCACCAAACAACCAAACGAGGGGCCCGGAAAAUGUAACGGGAGAAGAUAUUCAGACGGCGUAUAAUGAUGGAAAUGUUCCUCAAUUCUCUACCAGGCCUUCUCGCGGUGACCAAGUAUCACAAGCCCUCGACAACCCCACGAGCUACAACGCAAUCUAUCCUGAGACAGGCGGUGACAACUUGCAGCUCGAGACGCACAACAGCCAAGACUCGAAUUCGAACAGAUAUCGUGGCUGGAUCGAGAACUGGAGUAAUCUCGACUCAAGCUGGUUGUUGGACGGAACCUCGAUUGGUUCUUUCGGCCUCCCGAACAAUGGCAAUGCGAGUGUAUUUGACUUCGACCUGCCCAUGGGAUUCCAAGACUAUCGAUAUGAGUGA